Messenger RNA from Perca flavescens (yellow perch), 8861 nucleotides. RefSeq names its product ankyrin 1, erythrocytic b (gene ank1b). The coding region runs from base 848 to 6460 and encodes 1870 amino acids. Gene Ontology annotation, biological process: signal transduction. Lineage: Eukaryota; Metazoa; Chordata; Actinopteri; Perciformes; Percidae. Gene Ontology annotation, molecular function: protein binding. The record is from RefSeq and is a predicted model, not a curated record. The transcript has 43 exons.
UUUCACACACAGAGCACAGGCUGAGACCACACCACACCUUUGCAGGUUGAAGGGUGUAGAUUAUUAGGGCUCAAAAUGAACCUAAAAGUAUACACUACAUAAUAGCACAUUCAUAAGUAACCGUAUGCACGGAUAUUAUGGCGGGAGGUGCCAUGGAAAAGCCAUGGCCAGAGAGAGGGAAGAUGUGCAAAAAAAUAAUAAUUUGAAGGCAUUCCUCAGCUUUGGCUCCCUCAUCUUUUGUACCUCACUUAUGCAAGACGCAACAACAGCUAUUGUAAAAGAAAAGCGUUUAGCAGAGAAGAAAACUGAAAAAGGGGGCAGAGCAGCAGGAUGAGGAGGACAUUUGACAGAUAAAAAGAGGGAGCUCUGCAGCAGGAUCCCCACCGUGCUGAACACAGGACUGCGUGACUGGUCUGUGCAAGCAGAGAGAGGAGAGAGGAGAGAAGGGAGAAAGGUAGGAAAGAAAGCAGGGGGAGGGGAGGCAAUUCAGCGCAGUGAAAGCUGACUGGAUGAGUAGCAGCCGCGGCACAGGCAGCAGCAUCAGCACCACUAGCUGUAGCAUCUUUCUUUGUGGCUGCUGGAGGCUGUCCUGUGGCUGCAUCAACAUCAUCCAUUUACAAACACGUAUAUCUGGACACAGACGUCCUCACGGCUUGCUGCCUUACACACACCAAUAUCGUGGUGGCCACCAGAGAAGAGGUAGUAUGUGACGGGGUUUGGGGGACAGAGGGACACAGGAAGAGGAAACAGGGACGAGUGGUGGUCGUGCAAACGGGAGGAGGGCUGGAGCGACGCCGACUAGAACAGCAGCAACAGCAGCAGCAGUAGCAGCAGUAGCAGCGGCACCAUGGCACAAGCCGCCAAGCAACUCCGUAAGACCAAGGACCUCGCAGAGGCUGCCGCCCAGGAGCAGAGGGAGAAGGAGGAGGAAAAGAUCAAAAAGAGGAAUCGGUCCAGGGACCGCAGGCGCAAGGCCGAUGCAGCCACCAGCUUUCUGCGUGCAGCUCGCUCAGGGAACCUGGACAAGGCUCUGGAUCACUUAAAAAACGGACUCAACAUUAACACAUCUAAUCAAAAUGGUCUCAACGGGUUACACCUGGCUUCUAAAGAAGGGCACGUCAAAAUGGUCCUGGAGCUACUGCACUCUGGCAUUGAACUGGAAGCCACCACCAAGAAAGGCAACACAGCUCUCCAUAUCGCAGCGCUGGCAGGGCAGGAGAAAGUGGUGGCUGAGCUUGUCAACUAUGGUGCCAACGUUAAUGCCCAGUCACAUAAAGGGUUCAGUCCUCUCUACAUGGCAGCCCAGGAGAAUCACUUAGAGGUGGUCAAGUUCCUGCUCGAGAACGGUGCCAAUCAGAGUCUCCCAACUGAGGAUGGCUUCACUCCACUGGCAGUAGCCCUCCAGCAGGGCCAUGAAAAUGUUGUGGCACUGCUCAUCAACUAUGGCACCAAGGGCAAGGUCCGCCUCCCUGCACUGCACAUCGCCGCACGAAACGACGACACACGCACCGCCGCAGUGCUGCUACAGAACGACCCCAACGCUGAUGUUCUCAGCAAGACUGGUUUCACACCUCUCCAUAUUGCAGCCCACUAUGAGAAUAUGAGCGUAGCCCAGCUGCUACUGAACAGAGGAGCCAAUGUAAACUUCACCCCCAAGAAUGGCAUCACACCCCUUCAUAUAGCCUCCAGGAGGGGCAAUGUGAUGAUGGUCAGACUACUGCUAGACAGAGGAGCACAGAUUGAUGCCACAACUAAGGACGAGCUGACUCCUCUCCACUGUGCAGCCAGGAAUGGUCAUGUUCGCAUCAUUGAGCUUCUGUUGGAACACGGUGCUCCCAUCCAGGCUAAAACCAAGAAUGGUCUGUCCCCCAUCCACAUGGCAGCUCAGGGGGAUCACAUGGACUGUGUCAGGCAGCUACUGCAGUACAAUGCUGAGAUUGAUGAUAUCACGCUGGACCAUUUAACCCCUCUUCAUGUAGCAGCCCACUGUGGUCAUCAUCGGAUGGCCAAAGUCCUACUAGACAAGGGGGCCAAAGCCAAUGCAAGAGCUCUGAAUGGCUUCACACCUCUCCAUAUCGCCUGCAAGAAGAACCACAUGCGGUCCAUGGACCUGCUGCUUAAGCACUCUGCUUCCCUGGAAGCUGUUACAGAGUCUGGUCUCACUCCUCUUCAUGUAGCUGCAUUCAUGGGCCAUCUGAACAUAGUGAAGAACCUGCUCCAGAGAGGGGCUUCACCUAAUGCUUCCAAUGUGAAAGUGGAGACUCCCCUCCACAUGGCCUCCAGAGCAGGACACUGUGAAGUUGCUCAGUUCCUGCUGCAGAACGCAGCACAAGUGGACGCCAGGGCUAAGGAUGACCAGACACCACUACACUGUGCGGCCCGCAUGGGCCACAAGGAGCUUGUCAAGACACUCCUUGAGCACAAGGCCAGCCCUGACUCGGCUACAACUGCGGGUCACACACCGUUACACAUAUCUGCACGUGAAGGACAUGUCCACACUAUUCGAAUCUUAUUGGAUGCUGGGGCACAGCAGAUCAAGAUGACAAAGAAAGGCUUCACUCCCCUCCAUGUGGCCUCUAAAUAUGGGAAGGUGGACGUGGCUGAGCUCCUUCUGGAGAGAGGGGCCAAUCCUAAUGCAGCUGGGAAGAACGGUCUGACACCCCUUCAUGUGGCUGUCCAUCACAACAACCUGGAUGUUGUUAGACUCCUGGUCAGCAAGGGAGGAUCUGCACACAGCACUGCCCGAAACGGAUACACAGCCCUGCACAUAGCGGCCAAGCAGAACCAAAUAGAGGUGGCCAGUUGUCUGCUGCAGAAUGGGGCAACACCCAAUUCCGAGUCCCUCCAAGGCAUCACGCCCCUACACCUGGCUUCUCAGGAGGGGCGGCCCGACAUGGUGGCCCUGCUCAUCUCCAAACAGGCCAACGUUAAUCUGGGAAACAAGAAUGGGUUGACCCCUAUGCAUCUUGUGGCUCAGGAAGGUCAUGUGGGAAUUGCUGACACGUUGGUCAAACAGGGAGCUUCCGUUUACGCUGCUUCACGGAUGGGCUACACACCCCUUCAUGUGGCCUGUCACUAUGGAAACAUCAAGAUGGUGAAGUUCCUCCUGCAGCAGCAGGCUCAUGUGAAUAGCAAGACAAGGAUUGGCUACACCCCUCUGCACCAGGCAGCUCAGCAGGGCCAUACUGAUAUUGUCACCCUGUUGUUAAAACACGGAGCCCAGCCCAAUGAGAUUACUUCAAAUGGGACCUCUCCCCUGGGUAUUGCUAAGCGGCUGGGUUACAUCUCUGUCAUUGAUGUGCUCAAACUGGUUACCGAGGAGUCCGUCUCCGCAAUUACUACAGAGAAGCACCGGAUGAGUUUCCCUGAGACAGUAGAUGAGAUUUUGGAUGUUUCAGAGGAUGAAGGAGACGAGUUGCUCGGGAUGGACGGGGCACGCUAUUUGAAGCUUGAUGACUUCAAGGACCAGGACGAUGACUUCCUCUCCCCAAAGAAAACCCUUAGAGACUUUGAGGGUGGCAUGGGUACCACGCCAUAUUCUCCUGCCAUUCCCAGGAUCCCUUGUGUGUCCCCAGAGACUGUACUGUUGGAUCAGCACACCCCUAUCCCCCUGCCAAAGGAGUAUGAUGAAGACUCUCUUAUCCCGAGCAGCCCGGCUACGGAGACUUCAGACAACGUUAGCCCUGUGGCCAGCCCUAUUCACACUGGCUUCCUGGUGAGUUUUAUGGUGGAUGCCCGAGGCGGCUCCAUGCGAGGCAGCAGACACCACGGCCUGCGAGUUAUCAUUCCUCCUCGAACCUGCACCGCACCAACACGCAUUACCUGCCGUCUGGUCAAACCUCAGAAACUGACCACACCUCCUCCGCUGGUGGAGGGGGAGGGGCUUGCUAGCCGUAUCAUCUCCCUAGGGCCAUCAAGUAUGCAGUUCCUUGGGCCAGUAAUAGUGGAAAUCCCCCACUUUGCCUCACUGGGCCGAGGGGACCGAGAGCUUGUGGUCCUCCGCAGCGAAAAUGGCUCAGUGUGGAAGGAACAUCGUAAUCGCUAUGGUGACGAAGUGCUGGAAACUAUUCUGAAUGGCAUGGAUGAAGACUUGGAGAGUCAAGAUGAGCUGGAGAAGAAGAGAAUCCGUCGGAUCAUCUCCACUGACUUCCCCCUCUACUUCGCUGUGGUCUCCCGCAUUCAGCAGGAGAGCGAUCUGAUCGGUCCAGAGGGCGGCCGGUUGAACACUAAGCUGGUGCCCCAUGUCGAGGCCAUCUUCCCUGAGACAGCAGUCACCAAGAGAGUUAGACUGGGGCUGCAGGCGCAGCCAAUCCCUGAUGAACUGCUGACUCGGCAUCUUGGCAACCAAGCAACCUUCAGCCCAGUGGUUACCAUCGAACCACGCCGACGCAAAUUUCACCGUCCAAUCGGGUUGCGCAUCCCUUUGCCACCAUCCUGGCGGGAGAGUCCUCGGGAUGCUGGGGAGGGGGACACCACCAGCUUGCGCCUCCUCUGCAGUGUCAUUGGUGGCACUGCACCAGCCCAGUGGGAGGACAUCACCGGAACCACCAAGCUAAUGUACGCCCACAACUGUGCCAACUUCACCACCAAUGUUUCUGCGAGAUUCUGGCUGACAGACUGUCCACGCACGGCAGAGGCGGUGACCUUUGCCAAUCUGCUGUACCGCGAGCUGAUGUCUGUUCCAUAUAUGGCCAAGUUUGUUAUUUUUGCUAAGAUGAAUGAAGCACGUGAGGGACGCUUGCGUUGUUACUGCAUGACAGAUGACAAGAUGGACAAAACACUGGAGCUGCAUGAAAACUUCACCGAAGUGGCCCGCAGUCGUGACAUUGAGCUGAUGGAGGGCAUGCCGCUGCACUUGGAGUGUUCUGGAAACCUCGUGCCCAUCAGGAAGGCCACCCAGCAGCCUCGCAGCUUCAGUUUCCAGGCCUUCAGAGAUAACCGGCUGCCUGUCUCUGUCAAGGUCAGAGAUAGCAACAAGGAGGCCGCUGGGUUUUUGUCCUUUCUGCGGAAGUGCACCAAGUAUGAGGACACACAGCACGUACUGUGUAACCUGAACAUAACCAUGCCACCCUGUGUCAAGGUUGUUGGAAGUGAGGAGCGCAGGCGAACCUUAACCCCCCUCGCCCUGAGGGAGCGCUACAGUGCACUGAACGAGCCUGGUGCGGCCACAGUCAAUGCCAUGGAAAGAACUGAGAUCAAGAUCAACAUCAUAUCUGAACAGCUGGGUUUGAGCUGGGCAGAGUUGGCACGGGAGCUUCAGUUUAGUGUGGACGACAUCAACAGGAUCCGUGUGGAGAAUCCCAACUCCCUGCUGGACCAAAGCUCUGCCCUGCUCAACCUGUGGGCCAGCAGAGAAGGCAAAAGAGCCAAGAUGGAGAGCUUGUACAUGGCUCUGAAAAACAUUGACCGUGCAGACAUUGUAACAUCUCUAGAGGGUCAGGCUCCACAGCCAAUCCCCGGUUAUCCAGAGGAGGGUGCCUGUCGACUAGUCAGCCGCGACUCCACCCUGCUGUCCCCCAGUGUCCUCAAUGGUUAUGGGCUGGUGCAGGAUGAGCUGCUGUCCCCGGCCUCCAUGCAGUACAGUUUGCCCUCCCCGCUGGGCGCAGAGCCCUACUGGCAGGAAGUCUCCAGCCUUGAGUGUGCCCCCAUUGCCACCACCGAGGAAGACACAUUAAUGGAGAUGUCGGACGUUCAGGUGUGGCCAGCAGGGGUCAGCCCCUCGUUGGUCACAGUGGAGGACUCGUCGCUAGAGGGCAGCAGUCGGGCUGACGACUCCGAGGGCGCCACGCUCUCCCUUCCCUGCAGUUUGGGUCGCCCGGGCAGUACAGCCAGUGGGGCCAGUGGCUCCAUCAUGGAGCUGGAGGAGGAGGAGGAUGAGGAAGAAGGGGAGGUUGAGGAGGAGGAGGCGCCACAGGAGCCAGCAACUUUACUGGCAGAAUGGGACAGGGUGAGGGCCAGUGGCGCCGUUCCUAAGGUCAACCUAAACGGCCAGCUGGGAGGUCAGAGGUUGGAUGGGAGGAGAGGGGAGGUCCUCGCAGCAGGAGGAGGAACAAAAGGAGGAGGUGGAGGUGUAGGGUUGGGUUCAGUGGAAGGGAUUUCUGUUGUUGCAGGCCAGCAGGUGUAUGCCCAGCGGUGUGAGGUGUCGGGACUGAGUCGGGCUUCGGAGCACAACGGCGACAACCGGGUGGUGGGAGGCGGAGCAUUUCAACCCUACUUACCGGACAAGGACUCCCUGCAGGGCUGGGUGGGCUCGGUGUCAUCAGGACGUGACGGCAGAAUGCCAGGCUUGCGCGUGGCCCAGGAGGCUCUGCUGACUCCGAGAGAGGAGAAAGAGGACUAUGCUGCUGAGGCGCAGUUUGUUGAUGAACACGGACGCGUGCUUGCCAGAAAGGUGAGGGUGGAUGUGAAAAAGGGUGCUCAGUCAGCGCAGCGCACCAGUCUGUGGAGAGUUAAACACUGAAAUACACAUACUACCCAGUCCUCCAGGACCGGAAAGCCACUGCCAAAUCAUCCUCCACAAAAACACAACCAGACCGCAGAAGAAAAUGAGCAAGGGGAGAAGAGGAAGAGUAAGACAAAGACUAAGAAGUGCAAACUACAAAAUGACAAACACAGAAUCAUCCUCAAUGUGUGACCAUGGAUCACCACAAAUGAAAAGAGACAGUGGGAAAAAAAAGAGGAGUUCAAGUUGUAGUUUUAUAACAUUUGUAAAGAAAAAUAUCAACUAGACUAAGGCAUGAAUCUUCUUCUCUUUUUUUUACAAAAAAAACAUAAAUGUCAGUAAAACAACCAAGAAAAAACGUGCUUCCUGUGAACUGUAAUCGCAUGAUGACUGCUGGUGCAUGCCCUUUGACCUUUUGAACUGUCAUUAUCUACAAACUGAAGGGGUACAAGGUAGGGGCUGGCCCACGCUUGGGCCGCAGGCCAUUUUAAGGACCUUAUUCCCCCCAACUGGAAUUUUUUUUGUUUGCAAGUUGAGUCAAUAACACUACAGCCAAAAAAAAAAAAAAAAAGGUCCCGCAAUGGAUGGUUUCUGUAUACAGCUAAGCUUCUGCUGAGCCUACCCAUGCUUCUUUCACUGGACCCUUUCCCUUAUUAUUCUCAAUGUGAUAUAUGCACUCUAUGCUUCGUGGACAUGUGUCAGUGUGUGUAUGUGUGCGUAUGUGUGCGUGUAUUCUUCUCUGCCGCAUGUGUUUCUUGCCUCAGGCUUGGCGCUGAGCCCUGCCUUGUGAUUGGCUCUUUGGCCCCGGUGAUGUCACGGCGAGCUCAGUGCUGGAAUGAGAAAGCCGCUGUGUUCCCCUGCUCGUGAGUGUUCCUGUCUGCGUGUGCUGACGUCUUUUUCCUUUUGUGGAUGAAGCUUGUUUCGUGUUUUCGGUUUCUUCGGAAACCUAUGCGCCUGGGUUUGCAAGUAUUGUCUAACCAUGGUAGGGAACUGAAUCUCUUUCACCCCUCGUGUUUUCUUUGGAAAAAAGGGGGUUGGUUGCUCGAUUGUAUUGUGCAGCAGCUCCACAACACAAAGAUCAACGUUUUCCUUCUUCCGUCAUUUCUCCCAGUAGCGUGCGUCAUCUUGAUUCACAAUCUUUAUCAGUAGCCUCAGUCAAUAUGCAGUAAAAUCACAGGCCUCAUCAGCAUUAUAGCUCCUCCAUCUAAUGCUAAAACGUUGUGUGUGCUCCCCCUCUUUAUCUGUUUGCAACGGCUGUAGCACCUCACUGUCGUCAUUUGAAACAAAGCGAAUGGAAAAACAUGGAGGAUGAUUUGUGUGAGAAUGUAGUGAUUUGGAGGAUUCAAUGGUAGCCAAGUGUGAAAUAUAGCAUGAUGCUACUACAGUACAACAUGUGAUUGUGAUAGCAACUGUGCAGCAAGGACAAACAGGUAGCACUGUGAUUGUCUUAAUAACACCGACCCCAGACUCGUGAACUGUGAAGACACACAUACAAAAGCACACACACGCAUAUACACAUACAUAAUCAGAAAACACAUGAAAUAGUUAUUGCCUGGUUGGAGUGUUAUAUUUUGAAGUUUGCCACCGCAAUAAUACCUAACGAGAACACAGAAGAUGGAAGCCAGGGUUCUGUAUAGCUACGUGAAGGAUUUGGAACUGAAACUUGUAAAUUAACUCGUCAGUAAAGACAGAAACUCUGUCUGGAUGAAAAGCAGUCGAGUUUGGCAUUGGGCAGCCGUGCUUCUAUCUAACUGGUUGAAUGAGACGAGAGAGGAUGCAAGAUCAGAAGAUUGAGCUGUAGCAGGGAGGGACUGUGGAGGCCUGAGAGGGAUUGUUUGUUUUUCAGCACCGUAGCAAAAUAUCAAGCAGGAUAUGUUAACUUAAUACACCGAUACCUAUCAAGGAGUCUGCUGCUGCCACCUAAACCACCUAGCUCCAUUUUCUUUUUCUGAGUGAUGUAAGUUGUAACUUGUUAGUGUUUCACUAUUUUCAUACACUACACAUAUCACUGUAAACCACCCGUUGUUCUCUUCAUCUCUGAAGCACUUCCUUUAUGCAGAAACUUGACGGCAGCACUAUGAAGGGGUCAUAUCAUAGUAGCACACAUUUCCUAAAAAAUCAAAACACAAUAUUUAAGUACUGUAAAUGCUACUGUAGCCUGAAUGAGUGAGACACCGAAUGAAUGAAUGAAUACAUUAGUUACACAUCACACAAAUGCACAUAUUUUCCAUGUCCGUGCACAUGAGAGCCUCAUCCAAAAUAGCACAUGUUUAUUACAUAUCACAUGUUUUCAAAUGUUACUCCACUCAGGUUUUCAGUUCUGCUCUGUCAGAAUCAAAAUGUUCUCCUUUUUAAGUUCUGAGUCCUUCCUUUAAAGACAGGUGCGAGACACAAAGCGAGUGCUUCUGAAUAAGACUUU